Messenger RNA from Saxophila tyrrhenica, 888 nucleotides. RefSeq names its product Lyso-phosphatidylcholine acyltransferase (gene TAZ1). Gene Ontology annotation, molecular function: 1-acylglycerophosphocholine O-acyltransferase activity. Lineage: Eukaryota; Fungi; Ascomycota; Dothideomycetes; Mycosphaerellales; Extremaceae. The record is from RefSeq and is a predicted model, not a curated record. Gene Ontology annotation, cellular component: mitochondrial membrane. Gene Ontology annotation, biological process: cardiolipin acyl-chain remodeling; inner mitochondrial membrane organization. The transcript is spliced from 2 exons. Bases 1 to 888 code for a protein of 295 amino acids.
AUGCGCUGGUCGCUUGGGAGCUAUGAUAUCUGCUUCAAAAAUGGACAAUACGGGAUGCUUUCUAAAUUCUUCACGUACGGCAACACCCUGCCAACCCAACGAUCUGCGCACUCCAAAUACGGGGGCCUUUUCCAACCGACGAUGACGGAGUGCAUACGACUGCUCAGCGACCCUCGUGGUGGCCAAUCCUCAUCUCCUCAGUCGCAAGCCCAGCGCACCCCUUCAAUGUCUUUACCACCUUCGGACCCCUUCUCCGCCUCGACCCUCACCUACUCCACCAACGGCCUCGACUCCUUCCCAGCACCCGCCGCCUACCCGAGUCGACGCCACAGCUGGCUGCACAUCUUCCCGGAAGGCAUGAUCCACCAGCAUCCGUGCAAAACAAUGCGCUACUUCAAAUGGGGCGUCGCGCGCCUCAUCCUCGAAGCCGAACCUUGUCCAGACGUGCUUCCAAUGUGGAUCGAUGGACCGCAAGAAGUCAUGAGCGAGAAGCGAACGUUCCCACGUCCUUUACCGCGGCCCGGGAAACAUGUGGAGGUAACGUUUGGCGAGCUGGUCGAUCGCGAAGGCGUGCUGGAGCCGUUGCGGAGAAGAUGGCAGACGCUGAAGGAGAGGGCGAGGCGGAAACCGGGCAGGGAGGGUUGGGAAAUGAUGGAGGUUGACGAGAGGUUGGGAGUGGUCGAUGACGACUUUUUGCGGUACGGUCCCGAGGCUGAAAAGUUACGGAUCGAGGUGACACUUGCGGUGCGCAACGAAGUACUCAAGGUGCGGCGUCAGCGCGGCCUGCCGGACGAGGAUCCAAAGCGCGGUCUCGCUGAGACGUUUAAGCGGGAGGGUCCGAAGCGGGAGGGCGAGAUGGCCGAUCGCAGUGUGGUGAAGGACAUGUAA